AUGCUCCUCGGAAAUGAAGAAAUUGAUCUUGAAAAGGAUAUUUAUGGUUCAAACCUUCUUCAUUUUGCAGUAAUUCACAACAAUACUAACAUGAUUAAGUAUUUAUUUUAUCAUCCUAAAUUUGCUUCAUUUGAUCUAGAUGCACAAAACAGGAAUAGAAGAACAGCUCUUUACUAUGCCGCUAAAAUGGAUAAUAAAGAGAUAGCAGAAUUCCUUCUUUACAUUGGAGCAAAUAUCCACGGAAGCGACGAAGAUGGACAAAACCUUAUUUUUACAACGGUAUCUCAUCAAGGUUAUAAAACAAUUGAUUUGUUCCUUGCAAAUGGAAUUGAUAUAAAUGAGGUUGAUUUUAGCGAUUCAACUCCACUCCACUGUGCUGCAAAAUAUGAUAAUAAAAAGGCAAUCGAAAUUUUAUUAUCGCGUGGAAUUGAAGUCGAUGCGAAGGAUGAAAAUAAAAGGACUGCACUUUCAUAUACUUUGAGAGACCCAGAAUUAAUCAAAAUUUUAUUAUCACAUGGUGCAAAUAUCAAUGAUGUUGACAUUUGGAAUAAAACUCCUCUUCACUAUGCGGCCGAAAAUUGCUAUAGAGAAGGAGUCGAAUUUCUUCUUUCCAAUGGUGCAGAUGUCAAUGUAAAAGAUAAUGGUGAUAGCACUGUUCUUCACUAUGCAGUGAAAGCAAAAGAAUUCUCACUAUCCGAUCUUUUCGGACAUAAGAUAGACCCUGUUUCUUUAAAAUAUAAACUUUCUCAUCCACAUUCAAGUAUCGAAAAGAAACUAAUCGUCGAAAUGCUUAUCUCUCAUGGUGUUGAUAUAAAUGCAAAAAACCAUGCAUGCAGAACUGCCCUCCACUAUGCAGUAAAAUUAGAGCCCAUACAGCUUGUAAACUUACUUCUUGCACACAAUGCAGAUAUUAAUAUCAUGGAUGAAAAAGGUGAUCGCGCUCUUGAUUUCGCAAUAUUAAAAAGAAACAAAGAAAUAAUAUAA
Trichomonas vaginalis G3 is the source of this 984-nucleotide messenger RNA. Its product is annotated as spectrin binding. The record is from RefSeq and is a predicted model, not a curated record. Gene Ontology annotation, molecular function: protein binding. NCBI's taxonomy places the organism in Eukaryota, Parabasalia, Trichomonadida, Trichomonadidae. The coding region runs from base 1 to 984 and encodes 327 amino acids. The transcript has a single exon.